This is a messenger RNA of Gadus macrocephalus (Pacific cod), 2108 nucleotides long. It is a transcript of the gene oxct1a, whose product is annotated as 3-oxoacid CoA transferase 1a. Gene Ontology annotation, cellular component: mitochondrion. Gene Ontology annotation, biological process: ketone body catabolic process. The transcript has 17 exons. NCBI's taxonomy places the organism in Eukaryota, Metazoa, Chordata, Actinopteri, Gadiformes, Gadidae. Gene Ontology annotation, molecular function: succinyl-CoA:3-oxo-acid CoA-transferase activity. The record is from RefSeq and is a predicted model, not a curated record. The coding region runs from base 133 to 1716 and encodes 527 amino acids.
CUGACGUAAUUUCAGUGCAGAGCGCGUCGACGGCUGUUCACGUCGGCUGCCAUUCAUGAGAUCCUACACCAUAUUGUAGUCACUUGAAUUUAAACAUCGGGUACUCGGUAUAGCUUACAUUAUAGCUCAAAUAUGGCGGCAUUUAAAGCACUAUCACGAGCGGAGAAUGUGUUCUUCAAAAAUGUAUUUGGCACAUCCAGAUCCAAAUCAUACCUCGCUAAGCAUGACUUGAUCAAGACCUCCGGCUGUUACUUUUCCACGUCUGACCAGAGAAACUCCAAGUUCUACACAGAUCCCACUGAGGCGGUGAAAGACAUUCCUAGUGGAGCUACUGUUCUGGUCGGAGGUUUUGGGCUUUGUGGAAUUCCGGAGAACCUAAUCAACAGUUUAUUGAAAACUGGUGUGAAGGGUUUAACAGCCGUCAGCAACAAUGCUGGAGUGGACAACUUCGGCCUGGGUCUGCUCCUACAAACCAAGCAGAUCAAGAGGAUGAUCUCCUCGUACGUUGGCGAGAAUGCAGAGUUCGAGAGGCAGUAUUUGUCGGGCGAGUUGGAAGUGGAACUCACACCUCAGGGCACACUGGCAGAGCGGAUCAGAGCAGGUGGGGCAGGGGUCCCGGCCUUCUUCACCGCUACCGGCUAUGGUACCCUCAUCCAAGAGGGAGGCUCCCCCAUCAAAUACAACAAGGACGGCACCAUCGCCAUUGCCAGUGAAAUGCGAGAGGUGCGUGAGUUCAAUGGCAGGCACUACAUCAUGGAGAAGGCCAUCACCGGAGACUUUGCCCUGAUCAAGGCCUGGAAGGCUGACCGGGCCGGCAACAUCAUCUUCAGGAAAACUGCCAGGAACUUCAACCAGCCCAUGUGCAAGGCAGCGAAAACCACUAUUGUAGAGGUGGAGGAGGUGGUGGACGUGGGGACGUUUGCCGCGGAGGACAUCCACAUUCCCAGCAUCUACGUGCACCGCGUGGUGCAGGGCACAGGGUUCGAGAAGAGAAUAGAGAAACGCACGGUGAAGAAGAGCCAGACAGAGAAGCCCAAACCCAAGAAGGACUCGGACAUCGUCCGGGAGCGGAUCAUCCGGCGAGCGGCGCUUGAGUUUGAGGAUGGCAUGUAUGCAAACCUGGGUAUCGGCAUCCCCAUGCUGGCCAGCAACUUCAUCCAGUCUGACAUCACCGUCCACCUCCAGAGCGAGAACGGCAUUCUGGGACUGGGCCCGUACCCCACAGAGGACAACGUAGACCCUGACCUGAUCAAUGCCGGGAAGGAGACCGUGACGGUGCUCCCCGGCGCUGCCUAUUUCUCCAGUGACGAGUCCUUCGCCAUGAUCAGAGGAGGACACAUCAACUUGACCAUGCUGGGGGCCAUGCAGGUGUCGCAGCACGGUGACCUGGCAAACUGGAUGAUUCCGGGUAAGAUGGUGAAGGGAAUGGGAGGAGCCAUGGAUCUGGUCGCCAGCGCUGGAACGAAGGUGGUGGUCACCAUGGAGCACUCUGCAAAGGGUGGAAAGCACAAGAUUAUGGAAAAAUGCAACCUGCCACUGACCGGAAAGCAGUGUGUGGAUCGCAUCAUCACAGAGAAGGCGGUGUUUGACGUGGAUAAGGAGACGGGCCUGACGCUGGUGGAGGUGUGGGAGGGGCUGACUCCAGAAGACAUCCAGGCGUGCACGGGCACCCAUUUUAAGGUCUCCCCCAACCUGAAGCCAAUGCAGCAGGUCUAAAAGGGACAGCCUGAAAUCUAAGGAGUGCUCGAAUGAAUGCUUUAGUGGUUUUAUUUAGAUAAUUCCUUUGUAUUUCUUGAGAUUCAAACAAGAGGCUGAAAUGUUUUUCGUUUUUUUUGGUGAAAUGUUUGAACUUGAACUUUGAAUGUAACAAUGAUUGACAAUUAAUGAAAUGCAUGUCAUUAUCUGUUUUCAUAGAGACCUGUUAGACUAUUGUGUAAAAAACGAGGUUAAUUUAUAUACGUAAAGUAGCAAACUGAUUAUCAAUUAUAAGCAAAAAAUGUAAUGGUUGUUAUUUAUUGAAAAAUAGGGAUUCGAUUUUUACUGUAGCAUUGAUUAGCCAUUGUUGAUGUGACCGGAUGUUUAAAGGGCUUUAUAAAUAGUGAUACCAA